Messenger RNA from Bufo gargarizans (Asiatic toad), 796 nucleotides. Its product is annotated as 40S ribosomal protein S9-like. Gene Ontology annotation, molecular function: structural constituent of ribosome; rRNA binding. Gene Ontology annotation, biological process: positive regulation of translational fidelity; translation. The transcript is spliced from 3 exons. Gene Ontology annotation, cellular component: cytosolic small ribosomal subunit. The record is from RefSeq and is a predicted model, not a curated record. The coding region runs from base 1 to 708 and encodes 235 amino acids. Lineage: Eukaryota; Metazoa; Chordata; Amphibia; Anura; Bufonidae.
AUGGCCACCCGGCGGCCGGGAAACAAGCAAGAAAUGGUGAAAAAGCGAAGUGGCAUAACAAACCGGGGUAGGAACUGGGCGGACGGAAGAAGGCCUGCACGGGAAAUCCAGGACACCGACCGCUGGCGCAGAACUUCAAGCAACUCUCAGCAACUUCUCAAGCAACAGUCAAGCAACUCUGACCUCAGACGGUACAGGAGCCAGCAUUUUUAUUUUUUAAAGCUCAUUGGUGAAUAUGGGCUUCGUAACAAACGUGAGGUGUGGAGGGUGAAAUUCACUCUUGCCAAGAUUCGCAAAGCUGCCAGAGAACUGCUGACUCUGGAUGAGAAAGAUCUCAAGCGUUUGUUUGAAGGUAAUGCCCUGCUUAGGCGUUUGGUGCGCAUUGGUGUGUUGGAUGAGGGGAAGAUGAAGCUCGAUUACAUUCUGGGCUUGAAAAUUGAAGAUUUCUUGGAGAGGCGUCUUCAGACCCAAGUGUUCAAGUUGGGUUUGGCUAAAUCCAUCCAUCAUGCCUGUGUAUUGAUCAGACAGAGGCACAUCCGUGUCCACAAGCAAGUGGUUAACAUCCCAUCUUUCAUUGUGCGCUUGGAUUCCCAAAAGCACAUUGACUUCUCUCUGCGCUCACCAUACGGUGGUGGACGUCCUGGCCGUGCUAAGAGAAAGAAUGCCAAGAAAGGACAAGGUGGUGGAGAUGAUGAAGAGGAAGAUUAAACUGUAAAUUUGGCUUCCCAACACCAUCUGGGAUAUGUAGUGAAGAGUUGUAAAAUAAACUUGGUUUAACAUAAAAAAAAAAAAAAAA